This is a messenger RNA of Pseudo-nitzschia multistriata, 7725 nucleotides long. The record is from the annotation of a GenBank genome assembly. Lineage: Eukaryota; Bacillariophyta; Bacillariophyceae; Bacillariales; Bacillariaceae.
UGCCAUUUUUUUACUAUUAUUGUCAGCUACUUAGCAUUAUUUGUGAUAAAGCGUCACGAUACCUCGCCGGAAGGCGAAGGAAGCAAUUAAUUUGGGGAGAUCGGUGGUCAAAUUGAAGGAAAUGAACCCACCGUAGUAGCCAAGUCUCAGUUCGGUCCACAUUUUCAGAGAAAGCAAAUCGUAACAAAAUAAUUUUAUUCCUCUUUUGCACGGUAAUAAGYACGGUACUGGCAGAAUCAGUUGCCUCAUAAAAUUUGAAGUUAUUUCAUCUUAGCGACCAAAGAGAAUCUUCCAUGUCUCAUCCAGCCAAGCUUAUCAACGAAACUUCUUGGCGCAUUGUCAACGGGGACUACGACGAAGCAAUCAUUGCUCUGACGAGGACGUUGAUGACCCUGAAACUCGCCUUGUCUGGUGAUGCAAGAAUCACUGCUGCAUGCAGUAUGAUCGAUGAYGAAAGCGACGGUUGCAGGGUUGAAUGUGAUUCACUAUCGUCUUCGUCGUCUACUGGUUUCGAAUACGAGUUUUUCUCGUCGUCCAGAUCCUCGUCCUUUCUCAAGACUUGCGCCGCUGUGAAAGGACUUCGCAGCAAAAACAUCAAUGAACACGAUCCUUCUGUACAAUCUAGUUGCGACGAAUACAACAGCAGAUGUCGUCUUGCUCAACACAAAUUCGAAAUAUCAAUAUUUCAAGACCCUAUCAUGGUACGGGGCRAAGACUUCCGAGCUAACUUGGACGAACAAAGUUGUGAAGAGCUCUCCUAUGUAGCAAUCUACAAUCUAGCACUUGCACACCAUUUGAAAUCUGUGGAACUUGCAUCGUCCUCGGAACAAACUUUACGGAGGGUCUACUUACAAAAAGCCUUGUCGCUUUACGAACAUUCCCACCAAAUCCUUAUGAAACAAACGAUCAACGUUGGUGUUCCCGUCAUCCAUUCCAUGGCUCUCGUCAGCAAUUUAGGUCAAAUUCACAACUCACUCGGCGAUCAGCGAAAGGUYGAAACAUGCAUGCAAUAUCUUUUAUCGACAAUUAUGUAUGCUGUUGACUGUGGAUUGGUUGACUCACUGGGGACCUCCAUCGACGGCUUUUUUGAAAUGAUAAUGCCUCUCGUGUCCAAAAACGACGCAGCGGCAGCAGCUUAGGAAGGUGUUCAUCUGGARRAUUUCAAUUUACUAGGUUGAUCAACAAUGCCAUUUGUAUGAUAUACUCAACAAGAAUCUGUAACAAUAGUGAGAUAACAAGCUGAUCCCACCAGGGUUAGAAAUUACAUAGCUACUGAUCUUAUUGUACUAAUACUGUAGUACUAGUCAUGACCUAAACAUUCUCUUCACCAAGUGGUGCACCACUACUACUACUACUACUACUUGUAGCAGUAGUACUAACUGGUGGUUUCAGGAGGUAUAGUAGUACUAGCUACUACUACUAGUACUACUACUACUAGAAGUACUACUACUACUACUACUACUACUACUACUACUACUACUACUACUACUGGGGCCAUAGCAUCAGGGCUAGCUGCUGUUCAUCCACAGCAGAGUAGCAGUACUACUACUACUAGUACUACUACUAGUAGUAGUACUAUUAGUAUUACUACUACUAGUAGCUAGUAGUAGAUGGUCUAUUUUUGGUCUCUCUGUCUGUCUGUCAAAAAGUAGUAGCCCACCUAGAUUAACGGGAAUCGGUGUAGCGAGUCCCGUGCGCAGUGGACUGAACGCUUGCGCGCGCCUCAACGCGCGCGCAACAGAAUGGAUGGCUGUAAGCGAAGCACUGACACCCUCAACAAGAGGUGCACCUCAGCCUCCAGCAGCAACAAGCUGUUCACUCAACAUACUGUUGUGUGCACUAACUGCAAACAGUAACUGUAGUUAAUAAUACGCAACGCUUUGGGAAGGGGAGGGGACUAAGCCCGAGAGUUUACCCCCAUCCUGUUCCCCUGCUGGACUUCCUGGCCAUGGUUACCACAGCCCAGGCACUCCCGGUCACUUACCGGGACCUCUACGAGAACCCCGAAGCCAACCCCUUCGGAGCUGACUCCAACCGCCGAAGGACAGCCUAUGAAGGUAUCUAUCAGAAGUUUCGCAGCGGUCCUAAUCCGACACCAGCAAAACUGCUGCUAGAAACGCUCCUCAACAUCUUCGAUGCCCAAGCCGUUGGAGGACUAGGAAUCUUCGUAACAGACCACGAUUCUAUCCUACGGCUGCGAGUCAUACAUGGACUACGGAAAUAUCCGGGUGACCUCCUCCGGAGCUCCCCAAACGCAGGGAAGGUCUUUGGGUACCUAGACGAUGUAGUGUCUGGGAUAGGAGAACUAGUACAGGUCAAAUCAAGCUUGCUUGGGCUCACCAAAGAGGUCAGGGUCUGCACCUUGGGGCAACACAUUGUAAGCCUCGAAGCGGAUCCGUCGCUGGAAUAUAUCCCCCCAAAGGAGGAAGAUGAUCCCGAGGCCACGGAGCUACUCCGUUGCCGACAGACCUUCUACAUCCCCUUUGAACUGAUGCCUCUUCUAAGAGGAAAAGGUCUCACCCCCAGGGAAGCUUUCUUUAUCAUACACCCGUGGUUAGUAAGCCAACGAUUAGAGGCUGUUGCGGUGCCAGUACUAGACACCUUACGAGUCACAGGAACACAUGUUAACACAGCCACUAACACGGUUACUUGCAAGACAGCACAUGCCAAACCAGGCCCCUUAUUCCGGAUGGAACCCGGACUGACACUGUACAUGGACCGCCAAGUACUACACCGUGAUUUAGCGGGGCUUGCUAAGCCUAAAGCCUCAGCUCCCAGCCCGGAAACCGCGGCACUCGCGGCUGCGGUUGCCACUCUCACGGACAACCAACUCAAAGUUAACGAGGCUAAUGAAAGGCGCCGAGCUGAAGAAGCCAAGCCACCUUCCAUGGAAGACAGUUUUGGGAGACUAAAUGUAUCACGACUCAUCUCGCUUUGCAACCGCGCCAGCUGGGAGGAGCUUCCCCCGGUCUAUCAAGCAUGGACAGCUAGUAAAAAGAAAGGGGAAAAGCUACACGCCUUGUUCCAGAGCUUUGUCGACCAAACGGCUAGGGAAUUAGGGACCCCUUCCCCCUUCGUCACCACAGCCACACUUAAAGCCUUCCAAUCCUUCUGUUUCUUUGGAGUCGAUGAAUGUGAUCUAGGGGAAGGGAUAUUGCCUAUGUCCCUGGCUCCACCUGGAGGGUCCCCAACCGCUCGCAAACGGCAAGUGGAGGAAGCAAAAACAGCACUUGCUUAUGACACCCUUAUGGCCACGGCAGGGAACUCUGUGAGCUUAACUGACGCCCUUAAGCUGAGCAAGUCAAAGAGCUACAUACCCCUCGACUGGGUAGAGGCUCUCUUACAGCUAGAAGGCUACUUGCCGGUCCUCGCCACACUACUAGGAGUUGAACAUGGCCUAGUGAGGAAUUACGGAGCCGAACUUGAACGGCUCAAAAGCAUGCAGCUAGGCCUACGAUACUCACUUGUAGACACCUACGGAGACAAGUUAGCCCCCGCAAUGAUAGUGUACUAUUUCAAUUGCGAGUACGCUACUGGCUGAAAGAACAGUGGGACAGUCCCCCCGGUCAGACCACAGACAUUCCUUCCUUCACCAGUGAUCUUCGACUCUUCCAAAUGUCACAAAGCUUGAGCUGGCUACCAGUUGUUACUGAUGUGCCCGCAUUACACAGCCUCAAACAGAAGACCACAACAGCACCGCUGCAAACCAGUCGAAGCAGAGGAAAGGCCAGCACUUCUACCAACACUACCAAUACUGGGCAAGGAUCUCCUCAACAGCGAAUCGAAAACCAGCAGUGAGACCCCCGGUUCAACACAGCCGAUCCGGCCAUGAGCGAAAGAGUGAAAGGAUGGAAAAUUGCCAAGGCUAUGGGUGUUAUGAAAGAGAAGGGAAAGGGGCCCUGCCUCAGGAAUGACGGCAAGGAGAUGUGCCACUCUUGGCAUGCCAAGGGCUUCUGCUACAGCGGCUGUAAGUUGAGCUACGACCAUCAUGAACCCCAAGAAGACGAGAAGGAUAGGUUCUGGGCCUGGUGCCAAGAGGCCUAUGGGCCACAAUGAAGAGGGGGCAGGCAGCUCCCUCACCAACCAGCUGCUGUGCCACUGCCCCCCCCCGAAUAUCUGCCGGAUGGUGUCAGACUCAGUAGCUCUAGAAACAAGCCCGAGCCCUUGUAAGCGGCUCCGGCUCGAGGAAAAGGGGAGUCCACCCCUUUCACCAGAACUAGGUAAGUCCCGAACCAGGGCCUGGCCCCCGUUUAAAGAUAAGCAGGCUAUGGAGCCCGUUCCAGUCACGCCCUGCCUACAUCCAGUGCCACGCCGCUACCAGGCUACAAGUAUUGGAACCGAGUUACAUGGCAGCCUCCGGAGCCAACAGUCGGCGGCAGCAGCCGACCCCAACCGAGGGGACCGGAGGUCUGUACCGCCUCCACUCAAGAACCAACACUAUGAAUCUACCGCCUCCCUCACCUCACCCUAUCCGGAGGACAGACUGGACCGACACGUAGCUCAAGCUCUAGCAACCUUUGCGGCCGCUGGGUCUUGGGAUGAGUUUGUCCGCACAGUACGGGGGAGGGGGGACCUGCAUCCGGAUGUAGGAAAGCUUGCACACCCCGCCGCCAAGCUACUGAAGGAGUUCCAGACCAACGGGACCCCGGUGGAAAUGGCAACACCCCCGUGGACCAAAGGACAAAUUCAAUCUGCAUUGGCCCGGGGACCGCACAAAUCCUCAAGGAAUGGGAUUGAAUUCCUAUGGGAGGAGUAUGCUGACAUGAUGGAUAAGCAGCAGUGGACAGUGCUACCAGCCUCAGUGGUUCAGGACAUCCCGGGCUUGAGGCUCAGUCCUCUAGGGCUUGUCCCGCAGAGGGGGCGCAGGGACCAGAUGAUCUCCGAUUACAGCUACUUUGGAGUCAAUGGGGACACCCACCAAUGGGCCCCCUUAGAGGCUAUGCAGUUUGGGAGAACUCUGCAACGGUUACUAGUCCGGAUCCACCGAGCAAAUCCACGGUUCGGCCCCGUCUACAUGUCGAAAAUAGACCUCUCAGAUGGAUUCUAUCGGUUGUGGCUGUCCCCCAAAGGAAACAUCCAGUUAGCUGUGCUGUUCCCUGCUAGGGAGAACGAGCCCCCUCUUGUCGGGAUUCCCCUAACGAAUCCCAUGGGAUGGUGCUCAUCACCCCCUAACUUCAGCGCCUGCACUGAAACGGUUGCGGACCUCGCUAAUGAGGUCCUGGUGUGCCCCAAACGAUUCACCGCGCUGCAAACUCUACCGCAUCGGCUGGAAAAAAUAUCAGAGACUCCCUGCAAAGAUGAGGGGAACCCCGCUACCAGGCAACCAGCGGGGCCCUCAAGGGGGGCUACCAACGCGUACAAGGUCCCUCUGAAAUAUUGGGACAUAUACGUAGACGAUUUCUGUGGCUUGGCACAGGGGAACCGGUGGACUAGACAGGCAGUUAAACGAGCCCUCUUCCACCAAUUAGAUAGAGUCUUCCGGCCAUUGGACUCCACCGACUCCUGCUUCCGGCAAGAACCCGCCUCACUCAAGAAACUGAGGAAGGGAGACGCCACAUGGGCCACCCGCAAGGUGACCCUGGGCUGGUUAGUGGACACCAUCAGCGGGACGCUCCAGCUGCCACUCCACCGGGUGCAACGGCUCCAGGAUAUACUGGCGUCCAUUAAACCAAAACAGAAGCAUGUGGGGAUCCCAGACUGGCAUAAAUUGCUAGGGGAACUACGGUCCAUGUCAAUUGCCUUGCCUGGAUCCCUAGGACUGUUCUCAGUACUACAGGAGACCCUUCGACACAAGGAGGGGGGACGGAACCGGCUACGGUUAUCCGCCCCCCUCCACAGUUUCCUCGAGGAUUUUCGAUACAUUGCAAAGGACCUCGCUAGCCGGCCGACCCGGAUUGCGGAACUAGUCCCGGACCCAUGCCCGGCCACUGUGGGAGCUUGCGAUGCUGCAGGAGCGGGAAUGGGUGGCGUACACUUUGUUCCUCUACCAGAUGGAUCGAUGCAGCCCUUGCUCUGGCGAGCAAAGUUCCCUGGUUGGGUCCAGCGAGAGCUUGUGAGCUUCUCUAACCCGGAAGGAACCAUAACCAACAGCGAGCUGGAACUGGCUGGGUCGGUAGCUCACAAUGACAUACUUGCCCAGGCAGCUCAGGUGGCAGAGCGAACCACACUGAACCUGUACUACGACAAUACAGCCACAGUCUACUGGCAACGGAAGGGGGCCGCAACCACACUUGGACCUCCUGCUUAUCUACUGCGGCUGCAAGCACUACACCAGAGGGAGUUUCGUUAUGUGCCGCUCCGGGACUACAUCCCGGGGGAGGAGAACACAAUGGCAGACACUCUGUCGCGGGCUUGGGACCUUGAUCACUCACAGCUGUUGGAUCACUUUAAUACUGUUUAUCCACAGAGCAAACCCUGGGCCGCAUGCCGCCUCCGGAAGCCCAUGUAUUCCGCACUGAUCUCAGCCUUGUCCAGGAGGAGAUGCGAUCCAGUGUCACUGAAGGGUACACCAAAAAGAAGGAUGCCCAUUGGAAGCAAUGGCUUCAUUUCUGUCUGUCGCAGCGCCUGGACCCCUUCCUUAGAGCCACGGCAGACCCGGUGCCCCUCCUCCAAGUGUUCGGCACCAGAUACCAUGACGGGAGGCUGUCGUCCAGUGGCAACCGCGCCAGAGCUCAUACAGUAUCAGACGCCAUUCGCUCAGUGGGCCAGAUGAUCACCCGGAUGACUAUAGGCUAGCCUCGCAGUAUCGGGCCUACCGGCAAGCCGACAGGCCCCCAGCGCGGGUUAAACCUAUUCCCAUUACGAUUAUCAUUCAUGCACUCAAGUUCGCGUAUCAUCAACGACCAUCAGAGGAACGGAAGGCAAUCGCUAACAUGAUGUGUAUUGCCUUUUAUUUCUGUCUCAGGCCUGGUGAGUACACUGGUACCACCACGGAUGAUCAAGCCUUCUCCUUACAGGACGUUGCUUUCUUCAUUGGCGCCAGACGUCUCGUCCACGAGCUGGCUUCGGAUGCCGAAAUCUCCGCAGCCACCUCCAUCCAACUCACCUUUACAACCCAGAAGAAUGGUCACAAAGGGGAUGUUAUUGCACACUCCCGGAGCAAUGACCCCCUGUGCUGUCCUGUGACGGCAACCAUUCGCCAGUUCCUCACCCAUCGACAUCAUCAUGCCCCGGCGCUGCCUGCAGGCUCCAUCAAGCUCGCAAGCUAUUACAACAGCCGCGGCAUCAACAUACGUGUAACGGCCAGUAUGAUUACCACCACCAUGCGGUGGCACGCUGCUGUGCUUUUCCACACCACGGGUAUCACCCCAACCACGCUCAGCGCUCGGUCGCUGCGGGCGGGAGGCGCCAUGGCCCUCCUACACGGCCGCUGCGACUCCAACGUUAUCAAACUCCUUGCACGUUGGCACAGUGAUGCCAUGAUGCGUUAUCUCCACCAGCAGUCAGUCCCUCUGUUCCAACGGCUCGCCCCCCUCAUGUUCAACAAAGGCACCUACUGCUUCCUUCCCGACGAGAGCGUCCCCGGCUCGCCCUAACGACCGCACACGCCCCCAUCGGUCCCUCCUGCUCUUCCCCACCUCGCUUCGCUCCCUCCCUGUGGCCGCUGGCCCUCUGGCAGUUAUCUGCUAUGAGACUGUAUCGGCCAGUGGGUUGCGUCACACAAACCGAUAUAAUGGUGUUUUAAGUUUCCUGCGUGCACGAAAACAAAUUCCCGCGCGUGUUUUU